Monodelphis domestica (gray short-tailed opossum) is the source of this 3024-nucleotide messenger RNA. Its product is annotated as ORM1-like protein 1. The record is from RefSeq and is a predicted model, not a curated record. Gene Ontology annotation, biological process: tRNA threonylcarbamoyladenosine modification. Gene Ontology annotation, cellular component: endoplasmic reticulum membrane; mitochondrion. Lineage: Eukaryota; Metazoa; Chordata; Mammalia; Didelphimorphia; Didelphidae.
ACAGGAGUUAAAACACCGGAGCACACAGUUAACUGGCUGGACUCGGGGGAGUCCUACAGCUGUUUGCUCAUGUGACUCUUCCUAGACUUUUGAUUAUGUCAUCUCCGAGCGCCGCCUUCUAGCCCAAGGUAUUCCUGCUGGAGCAUGCGCAUACGCACGGAAAUACUCUGGCUGACCUGCCGCAGUUCCUUCAGAAAAGUAUAGGAAGGUCCCAAAAAAUUACCACCAUCUCCCACCUCCGCCGAGCUCCUUCUGGAACAAAAUUAAAGUGGAACACAUUACCUACUCACCGACCUCAGGCUUCUUGGUCUCUGCAAAGGCAUACAUGUAUAUUCAAUAUGCUGACACUGAAUAAGACAUUGGGAAUGCCUUCUAGGCUGUCCAGAUGGCAAAUACCUGGAUUUUUAAGAAGCUUUACUUUUCGUCCUGGGAAACAAUUUCUUCAUAAACUAGUAUUAGGAAUUGAAACCAGUUGUGAUGAUACAGCAGCUGCUGUGGUGGAUGAAAGUGGUAACAUCCUAGGAGAAGCAAUACGCUCCCAAACUGAAGUUCAUUUAAAAACAGGUGGUAUUAUACCUUCAGUUGCACAGCGACUUCACAGAGAAAACAUUGAACAAAUAGUGAAAGAAACGCUUUCUGCCAGUGGAGUCACUCCAAAUGAACUCUCAGCAAUUGCAACUACUGUAAAACCAGGACUUGCUUUAAGCCUGGGUGUAGGUGUGGCAUAUAGUUUACAACUGGUAAACCAAUAUAAGAAGCCUUUCAUUCCAAUCCAUCACAUGGAAGCACAUGCACUUACUAUUAGAUUAACCAAUAAAGUAGAUUUUCCUUUCUUAGUUCUUUUGGUCUCUGGAGGUCACUGUUUACUAGCCAUAGUUCAAGGUGUUUCAGAUUUUCUUUUGCUUGGAAAAUCAUUAGACAUAGCUCCAGGUGACAUGCUUGACAAGGUAGCAAGAAGACUUUCUUUAAUAAAACACCCAGCAUACUCUGCCAUGAGUGGUGGCAAGGCUAUAGAACAUUUAGCCAAACAAGGAAAUAGAUCACAUUUUGAUUUCCAACAUCCACUACAUUACUGUAAAAAUUGUGAUUUUUCUUUUUGUGGACUUCAGACUGCUGUUGACAAAAUAAUAACACAAAAGGAAAAAGAGGAAGGUAUUGAGAAGGGGCAGAUCUUGUCCUGUGCUGCUGACAUUGCUGCUUCAGUACAGCACAUAGUUGCAAGCCACAUUGCCAAACGAACACAUCGUGCUAUUCUAUUUUGCCAGCAAAGAGGAUUUUUAACACCUUCUAAUGCAGUAUUGGUUGUAUCUGGAGGUGUUGCAAGUAACUUAUAUAUUCGAAGAUCUUUGGAAAUUGUAACAAAAGCAACAAAUUGUAUUUUAUUAUGUCCUCCUCUCAGACUUUGUACCGAUAAUGGGAUUAUGAUUGCAUGGAAUGGUAUUGAGAGAUUGUGUGCAGGACUGGGCAUAUUACACAACACAGAAGGUCUCCGAUAUGAACCAAAAUGUCCUCUUGGAGUUGAUAUAUCAAAACAAGUUGGAGAAGCUGCCAUAAAAGUACCAAAUUUGAAGAUUUGAUCCUUGAUUUUUGCAUAAGAAAAAUUAACUAAAGUUUUGACUUAUGUUAGUACCAAAUCCUGGAUUUUUGUAUGCUGUAUUCAAGAAGAUGUAAAAUUGUAAAUAUUAAAACUUUUUAAAGUAUUUUCACACUUUCUCUGUUAUACACCUAUGCUUGACAGGUCCAAUAGGACUUUAGGGGGUCAGAAUCUUCAUAACGAAAGCAAAGUAUAAAUACAACUAAAGAGACAGUGAGUGGGCCAAUGUUGUAGAGAAAAUAAAGCAAGUUUCUUUUCCUAUUAUAUGAAUACACUAAAAGCUACAGGACACUUGCAUAUAUAUUCUCUUAGGGCAAGCAAAGGGGUAGAGCUAAACAAGAUAGCAAUAGUAAAUUUGCCAUGUGUUAAUUCCAUGUAAUAGAUCCCUAAUUUCUUUUCAAAAUCUGUGUAAUAGAGGCUACUUACCAGAAGCAUGUUGGAGUGGAGGGGGGUGGUGGUGGGGGAGCUGGGCCUAAACCCUCUUAGAUGAAGGAGUGGGCCAUAAAAAGAAUGUUCUUUACCUAAUGCCCAGGAAAACUUGUUACAAGUACCCUCCCAAGAUUACGAUGGUUAUAAUAUGUAUGAAUGAAUUAAUGCUUAUUAUUAAGGGCUCAUUACAUACCAAACACUAGGAGUACAUAUAGAAAAGUGAAAAGCUCUGGGAGCAGCUCAUAUACUAACAGGAGUAACAAUUUAUAGGAAAGUUCAGCCACAGUUCAGAUGGAAAUACUCAGUGAUCCUUAGAAUGUUGCAGCAAGGCAGAUGGUAACGCAUCUUCUUUACUGUCAUUUCUAUUUAUAAAAUGAUAUCCAUUUCUGAUACAGCACCAUUUAAUGGGGCUAAGCCCUUUGAGAGCCAGAAUCUUCUUUACCACGUCUUCAGUAACUGGGACUGUUGAUGAGGGGCUUAUAACACCUGCAGAUAACAGUUUCUGGGUCAAGCCUCUCCAGGACAUUGCCCCCUAGAGAAUGGCUGAGGGGUCAGACUAGAAGCUGGGCUGGUAGCCCAGGAGAUGCUGCUAUUCCUAGGGCCCGCGUUCUCAGACACUCGGACUAUUCCACCAGCAUCUGAGUGGAGGUGAUAGUAAGGCAGUGACUGUGGUUUGGUAUUCCUAGAAUAGCACCUGCUAUUUCUUCAUCAGGGCACAUUGCUAUCCCAGAACCUACUAAAAUCAAAUUUACUUUUAUGUGAAAGGUUAUGUAGAAAUUAACUUAAUUCUGCCAUUAGAGGGGAUAUGAAGGAGGAGAGACUCUGAAUGAACACCCUAAUACGGAAACCAAUAGCAUGGAAAUGGGCUCAGGUUGACGAUGCAUGUGAUACCCAGAGGAAUCAUGCAUCGCCAGUGGGAGAGAUGGGGGGUUGGAAGUGAUCUUUGUUUCUAAUGAAUAAUGUUUGAAAAUGACCAAAUAAAAUAAUGUUUUUUAAAAAAA